GGAAACCCCGUGGAAGGGGUCGCCGCCAUCUUGGAUAAAGUGUGUGUGUCCCUCUCUCUCUCUCUCUCUCUCUGUCUCUGAGGAGGAGAAAAGGAGGUGGAAGAGGAGGGGCGGAAAGAUCAUAAAGGAACAACAAAUAAAGGGGGGAUAGUUAAAACUGAACAAUUAAACAAAGAAGCAAAGAGGAGGAGGAAGAGGCCUAGUGCUGCUGCUGCUACUGCUAUUAAGUCGACGACGCCUUGAUAAACAGAGGGAGCCUCGGAGGGAGACAUCCUGCCGCCGCCGCCCGGAGCCAAGCUGCCCAGCCACCAGCCCCUCGAGCCCAGUGCCACAAUGGCAACUGCACCUUACAACUAUUCCUACAUCUUUAAGUACAUCAUUAUCGGGGACAUGGGUGUAGGAAAGUCCUGCUUGCUCCACCAGUUUACAGAAAAGAAAUUUAUGGCGGAUUGUCCCCAUACAAUUGGUGUUGAGUUCGGUACAAGAAUAAUUGAAGUUAGUGGCCAAAAAAUUAAGCUGCAGAUCUGGGAUACAGCAGGACAAGAGCGAUUCAGAGCUGUCACACGGAGCUACUACAGAGGAGCAGCAGGAGCUCUUAUGGUCUAUGAUAUUACUAGAAGAAGCACGUAUAAUCAUCUAAGCAGCUGGCUGACAGAUGCAAGGAACCUAACUAAUCCAAAUACUGUGAUAAUUCUUAUAGGAAAUAAAGCGGAUCUGGAAGCCCAGAGGGAUGUGACAUACGAAGAAGCCAAACAGUUUGCUGAAGAGAACGGGUUGCUGUUUCUUGAAGCAAGUGCAAAAACAGGAGAGAACGUCGAGGACGCAUUCCUAGAGGCUGCCAAGAAGAUCUACCAGAACAUCCAAGAUGGGAGCCUGGAUCUCAACGCUGCCGAGUCGGGCGUACAGCACAAGCCUUCGGCUCCUCAAGGCGGCCGGCUAACCAGCGAACCCCAGCCCCAGAGAGAAGGCUGUGGCUGCUAGUGACCUCACUUCCUUGGCUCUGUUUCCUGACCUUUCACCUCUGUUAGGAGCAGUGCUUUUGGCUGCUUCAGUUUUCCUCUGUACAUCUUAAACCCGGGUUUAAUUAAAACUCCUGAGGCAACAGUUUAACACAGUACUAAACUGCUAAAAAUAAUAAAUAAAAAUAAGAGAAACUUAGAUGUAAUCAGGUUAUCAAAGGCAAGUAGAGUCAUAUCCUCUCCCUGCAUGGUAAAUCUAGAAGUCUUUAAGGCCCGUUCCUCCUUCCCUCCCUUCGGUCCCUCCGCCAUGAUUGUCCUUGUGAAUAGAUGUCACCAAUCCAUGAUUUAUAAAAACAGAGCACUGAUGCUGGACCUCAUGAUUUUUACUCUUACUCUCCUUCUCUCUGCAGGGCUUUGUCUUUCUCGUAAGGUUUAACUUUGUUAGCUUCAGCCUUUCUUCUCAAUCUGUAACUGGUCUGAAUCUGUCCCGUUUUAGUCAGAGGGGGGGGGGGGGGGAUGGGCUUUG
Molecule: messenger RNA, 1485 nt
Organism: Sceloporus undulatus (fence lizard)
Lineage: Eukaryota; Metazoa; Chordata; Lepidosauria; Squamata; Phrynosomatidae
Gene: RAB14
Product: RAB14, member RAS oncogene family
Exons: 8
Coding region: 334-981 (215 amino acids)
Biological process (GO): phagosome maturation; Golgi to endosome transport; endocytic recycling
Cellular component (GO): trans-Golgi network; phagocytic vesicle; recycling endosome
Molecular function (GO): GTP binding; GTPase activity
Source: RefSeq, a predicted model, not a curated record